AUAAGCCGUACUAGUACCAAAUGUGUCCCCAAGUAAUGCGAAUGGAACCAAUUGACACCUUUUCGUCCCCAAGUAAACGAAGAGGCGACAGUUGUGCAUAAAUAAAAAACCACCACCAAAAAACCAACCAACAGACAAGUUAAACGAACAUUUGAAUGAGAUCUCUACGAACAAGAAUCACUUUGAAUAGUUUUUUGUUUAGAUGAUCAACAAAAAACAAUGAACAGUUAUUCUUGAGGAAUGCACGUGCGUUUUGUUUGGAAAAAAUCAUUCUUAUUUUGAUCGUUGUAAAGUGAAGUUGCAUUGUGAAAAUUGUGUUAAUAUAAAGUGAUUAAAAUAACAAAUAAAAAGUUUUUAUUUUAAAAUGGAAGAAACACCCAGAAAAAUUAAACGUUUCAGUUCAAUUAUAAACAAUGAUGGUCUCAAUCAAAAGUGCAAUUGCGAAACUUUUGUUAAAAAGAUGGAAAAUGUGGAAAAUACUCAAAAAGUAAUUCAAGGUCAGAUCAAGGUUUUAGCUGAUGCAUUAGCUGAAUUGAAGGUGAUGGUGCAAAAAUUACUUCGAUCUCAAAGUGAUGAGAUACCUUUAACGAAUAGGUUUCCCAUCAGCACUGAGAAAGAUCUUAUUGAUAUUAAUAACGACAUCACAAGUGAGAAUAAAGAUCUAUAUGUUAAGAUUAUAUCAUCCAUUAUAAAAAGAGAGGGAAUAUUGAAAUCAUUAAAAAAUAUUAUAGGUUUAAAAAUUACUUACGAAUAUAAUAUUGACGGAAAUCAUGGAAAAAAAAGUUUGAAGUCCUUAAGCAAUAUAUCUAACGUAAUUUUAGAUUCAAUACCAGUUCAAGAAAAUUCAGACACCCCUGAAACGCAACUGCGAAAAGCAAUACAAGUACAAAAGAAACGAUUUUUUAAACAA
This is a messenger RNA of Musca vetustissima, 910 nucleotides long. RefSeq lists its product as uncharacterized. The record is from RefSeq and is a predicted model, not a curated record. The annotation marks the transcript as partial. Lineage: Eukaryota; Metazoa; Arthropoda; Insecta; Diptera; Muscidae. The transcript is spliced from 6 exons.